AGGGUUUUCAUGCUCUCUUUUAGAAGCUUUGUACUAAGCUGCGCUUCUUUUUUAUAUGAAGUUUCUGGUUUUGGGUUUUGCGAAUGGCAAUCGUUGACAAGCCACAUGCUGACGUUGGAGAAGGAAGUCAUCGUCGUUCCGUGGACAGUAACGAAGGAGGGAGUGAGGGCAGCUUAUGCUUCUCCGAUGCUGAUGACCGGUCGUGGCAUUCCCCGUUUAAUUCUACCGUAGAUGAGUCAUACGAUGAGUAUAGGUUCUCUUCCGUCUCCAAUCCCAAGAUUGGGGGUGUUUCAGACCAGCGGAGGAACUCAUGCGUGUCGGAUUGCUCGGUAGAGGUGGAUGUGGAGGCUGGAGCUCCAGAGGUUAAGGUACAUUUGGCUACCAAAGUGGAGAAGGAUUGCCGGAUUUGUCAUAUGAGCUUGGACACUGUUAAUCACGAAUCAGGGAUUCCUAUCGAAUUGGGUUGUUCAUGCAAGGAAGAUUUGGCUGCGGCGCACAAGCAAUGCGCAGAGGCCUGGUUCAAAAUAAAAGGAAACAAGACCUGUGAAAUCUGUGGUGCAACUGCACAGAAUGUUGUUGGUGUAAAUGAGAACCAGUUUAUGGAGCAAUGGAAUGAGACAAACACCGCAACGGCCACAGCAGGAUCAGCAGCAACUGCUCCUCUCACAGAGAACCGAAGCUUCUGUCAUGGUCAUCGCUUCCUGAAUUUCUUGCUUGCUUGCAUGGUAUUUGCCUUUGUAAUCUCUUGGCUCUUUCACUUCAACAUGCAAUCGUGAAAUCCUGUAAAUGGGAUUCCAACAAUCUUUUGCUAUGAUGGAUGAGGAGGAGCAACUGGCAAGCAAAGCCUGAAGCUUCAUUGUGUUUGUAGCAUGUGAGGUACCUAGCUUACUUCCUAUAUAAUACCAAAUAGCCCUUUUGCAUCACUGAGCAAAGGGGUACCUACUCAUAUAUUUAUACGUUUGUACUUUAUCAUCAAUAGCUUAAGAAGAGGUUGGCCAGCCAUGGAAUCAAGAGAACCUAAAUUGUACAUGUACAAU
Messenger RNA from Telopea speciosissima, 1037 nucleotides. RefSeq lists its product as uncharacterized. NCBI's taxonomy places the organism in Eukaryota, Viridiplantae, Streptophyta, Magnoliopsida, Proteales, Proteaceae. The coding region runs from base 84 to 776 and encodes 230 amino acids. Gene Ontology annotation, molecular function: zinc ion binding. The record is from RefSeq and is a predicted model, not a curated record. The transcript has 2 exons.